Messenger RNA from Bipolaris zeicola 26-R-13, 1080 nucleotides. RefSeq lists its product as uncharacterized. The record is from RefSeq and is a predicted model, not a curated record. The annotation marks the transcript as partial. NCBI's taxonomy places the organism in Eukaryota, Fungi, Ascomycota, Dothideomycetes, Pleosporales, Pleosporaceae. The transcript has a single exon.
GUGCACCGCCGAAGGUCCAGUGUAUGGCGACCAAUGUUAGACCGCGAUUGUACGAAUAGUGCGGUAUUAGUCGCUCUUCAACUAAAUGCUGAGAGGAGCAGCUUGGAGGCGUCAAGAAAAGCCCGAACGACAAAAAUAAAUGCUGAGACGGAGCUGAGUCCUUCGGAAGAACAACCCAACGCUAUGGCACCUUCCCAACAAACUCGGAGCUCGCGAAGAGAGGAGAUGGCUGCAUUCCGCUUUCCUGCACCGGAAGAUCGACAUGCCCUCAAUAUAUUUAUACCAGAGCCUCAGAUGAAUAGCCCGAACGAGCGCGCAUCACCGACUUCGGAUACGACAUUGUUUGACGACGAUGAUUUGGAUGUACCACCCAUGAGCCAAAUAACAGAUGGUCAUUUAAUGCAUGGCUGUACAGUAGUUGAGGACAAUAGGUCAACAAACCAAAGCCUGUAUACAGCUUUCCAUCGAGUCCAGGAGCACGCCGCGAUCCCCAUCCAGAGACGAAGUAGACAGCACCAAUGCCAUGGAUCCUCUAGUCAGGUCUAUGACCCUGUCAGUACACGACACCAGCUGCGCAGUGCUCGAUAUAAUGCUACGAUGGACAUCUUGACUGCUGAAGAACGGGAAAUGGAGUACCAACACCGCCAUACUUUCAUAGGUACCGCUUCGCUCGAAGAGUUUCUUGAUCUUCUGGAGAUUUCGUCCUCGCAUCGUGUUAUGCGGAGCGCAGUAGUGAGGGCCUUUGUACGAUUGGCAUCAACAGAACAGCUGUAUGCUCGUCAAUGCUCUACGAAACUAGACAGGUGGGGGCUGGUAGCACGAACGACAUUGGAUUACAGGGAUACUGCUAGCGUCGAUUAUGUUGUACAAUCGCGGAUUAAAUUAGGCUCGAUCUCGUUACGGCAACUUCUUGACAUGGUUCCCUUUGACCAAGACAACGGGGCGGCGGUUACAAAAGUCGUGGACGCCUUUUCCGCUGCAAGCCAUAUGGAUGCGAAGACCACCAUGGACAUGAGCAACAAGGCCAGAGCGCUCAGGAGUUGGAUCGUCUCACAGCAGAUGGAUGCAGGUUGGUGCUGA